Molecule: messenger RNA, 2606 nt
Organism: Electrophorus electricus (electric eel)
Lineage: Eukaryota; Metazoa; Chordata; Actinopteri; Gymnotiformes; Gymnotidae
Gene: rhbdd1
Product: rhomboid domain containing 1
Cellular component (GO): membrane
Molecular function (GO): serine-type endopeptidase activity
Source: RefSeq, a predicted model, not a curated record
UUGUUUUCUUCCGGCGUGAAUCUUAUCUGAUGAAAUUAUGUGAAACUACACUAUACGCUGACGUGUUUUAUGCCAAAACCCAUUUUGAUGUCAAGGGAUUUACUUUAGGUGUUUUGAGAGAAGUCACCAGAAUCUAAGACUGCUUUUUACAACCUACUGCAACUCCGACAGCACAACAAAGAGUACCCGGAAGUGUCGUAUGAGAAUCUGGGUUUUUGGUCCCUUCAAAGCCUUCAAAGAUGCGUAGCAGGCAACGUGGCUUUAAUAUUGGCCUGCUGUUGCUGGCCUCUCAGGUGUUCCAGUUGGGUCUCGACAACAUUCCUCCUGUUACCUUAGCAACACUGGGUGUCAAUGUCUAUCUUUUCCUGUUUCCUGCCAAGCCCCUCCUACAGACAUGUGUGAGUGUGCAGCAGGCGUAUUGGCGUGGGGACUGGUAUCGUCUCCUCCUCUCACCGUUUCACCACAUCGAUGACAUGCACCUCUACUUCAACAUGGUGUCCCUCCUCUGGAAAGGCAUCAAACUGGAGCGUCAGCUUGGCGGCGCCUGGUUCGCCUACCUGCUGUCCGUCUUCUCCUUGCUCACGGGACUGGUCUACCUGCUUCUGGAGGCAGGACUCUCAGAGCUGACGGAGGAUCCAUCCUACAGCAUGCAGUGUGCUGUAGGGUUCUCAGGUGUUCUGUUUGGGCUGAAAGUCGUGAAUAAUUAUUAUAAUCCUGGUGGAGUUAAAUACAUCAUGGGAUUUCCUCUAGCCAAUCGCUACGCCUGCUGGGUGGAGCUAAUCCUUAUACACAUUAUGAACCCAGGGACCUCAUUCGUCGGUCACCUUGCUGGUAUCUUAGUUGGCCUUCUCUACACUUCUGGCCCCCUCAAGACACUUAUGAAGACAUGUGCAGGUUUUAUAACAUCUAAUGGAAUCUUUGGCAGACCUUCCACAUACUAUAACUCUUCAGGUUACAGCGGAUAUGGAAUGCCGUACCCUUCGAACAAUCCGGCCUAUUAUGGACAGGGCUCAGAUGGCUCCUACAGCUCUAGCGCCCCCUACACAAACAGACCCACUGCCCCCCCCCAGCACUCCUACACGGCCGGCCUAUCAGAAGAGGAGCAGUAUGACGCAGCCAUUAGGGCCAGCCUGCGAGAUCAAGGAGGCUCCACUCAAAGCAGACCUGCAUAUGGGUUUACGGUCAACUCUGACCCUGCCAUAGAAGAAAUGCGCCAAAUCCGACUUCAGAGAUUUGACAGAUGAAGUGUGCAAGUUUCACAUGAACACUGUUAAAAUGUUUACAACCGAAACAACUUAAAACGGCCAAACAGAAGAAUAAUGGGAUUUUCUCUUGCCUAAUGAGCAUUAAAAAGGAUUGUCACUGAGGAUUCUUAAUCACUGACUGCUUGGCGCCUGUCUGUGUACAUAAAUACGUAAAUAUAUUUCAGCAGUAACUCAUUUAAGUUACUUAUCCAGUGAUUCAGUUAAUUAUCCAUAAAAUUGCAGUCUUAACUUAGCAUUGUGGCAGGAAAAAAGCCUGAGCUAGUUUCCCAGAUAGAAGACUUUAAGAAUAGUAAUACCUCAGAAUAAUUGUUACCUGACAUUCUUUAUGGAAUAUUUGUUGCAGUCUGUGUACAGGAAACUCAGCCAAUACCUGCUUCCCAAAGUUAGAGCCCUUCUGGUAUGUUUAGGGCUGUCAUCUAUGUCUGUUAAGUGAUGGUAUGAAGUGAGAAAGUUGUUCCAGCAGAUGCUUGGCAGGCAGUAGCUCUCUGCUGUCUCAGUAGGCUGCACUGUAAAAUGUGGGUGGAGCCAUUUCCCUUCAUUUCACAAACAGUGGGGCUCUUAACUUAUUUUUGCUUCUAAUAGGACAAAAGUUUAUUUUUGUAAAGAGUGAAUAAAUCACAUUUUGGUGAUAUUUUGAAACUGAAUUUCUUUUUAAGAUCCCCCCCACUGUUUUAAAUUCCAUGAUUCCACUCUUGCAAUUGCACCAAAGCAAUGACUGUAUAAAACCAAUUCAGUGAAAUAAAUUCAGAUAUGAGCUGUAGAAAUCAUCUAUAUUGUUCUUGUAAUCAGAUACAUUAUAUGGUUCACAUUCUCCAACCGGUUUUAUUGUAAAUACAGUUUCACAUUUACACUCCCUGGCCACAGAAUUAGGUGUAGUAUGUCAGUGCAUUUUAGUAGUGCACAGACUCUUGACUCUGUCAUUCGCAGUGCAAUAUUCAUUAGCUACCCUCUACCCUGUUCAUCACUGGCCACUUUCUGACCACACAACCCCUGGUGACCGUGACUGGGUGACUGGGCAUCAUUGCUGUUAUAGUUCUGGUGUCAUUCUGGGUAUAGGGCUGUUAGUGGGGUGGGGUUCCCUCUGUGUGAAAAUUAAGUGCAUGCCUAAUGACCAGGAAAGCUCUAGCCAACAGGGGUUCUGUGGUCAGACUGGACCUGAAGCGCUAAUGAAGGAACAGAGGACAACAAGCACAUAUUGUGCAUGGAAACAGAAGGACCAUUGACUCUUAACUGUACAUGUACAAGGUGCUAUAAGAAGUGAGUACACAGCAGUAUUAUUUCGUUUAAUAACUACACAAACAGCAUUUUACUUUGUAAUAAAAUGCAUUUAAUUAAACCUUA